UGGGUACUAGUACUAGUAAUCUGUGGUUGUUCUCCAGUCUGCAACAGAGACGCUGCAUGUCGCGAAUUUAGGCACAGUACAAAAAGGCAGUUUGCACCCAAAGAUUACUUUGCAGUAGAUUCCAACCAAGGUGAGCCAUCCGCACACCUGCACCACCGAAACCCGCCAUGCCGCCCUCAACGCCACAGGGCCAGUAUCCCGGCGUGGCCCUGCCGCUGCGAUACCUCAGACAAGAAGGCGAGGCCGGUAUCGACUUCUACCCUCUGGGUUCAACACCCGGCCUGGAGGGUACGGCGUCAGAGCCUCUUCAGGUCCGCGAGGUGGCCAUGAUGAUUCUGAUGGACCGCCUGACGGACAAGCCGAACUGGCACGAAAAGGUGUUUGACGACGCCAUCGUCGCCAAGUGGCGGGAGGAGGCCGUGUCCCAAAACGAAGAGGGCGUGUACCAGGAGAUCUUGGGCCACAAGAGCAUGCAAUACAUUCCCAUGCCGAAGCGGACCAGGUUCAUGACCAAGGACGCGUUCGACUACUGCAUCGCCGAACUGAGGGCCAAGGCAGCCUAUUUCAAGGAGACGGGCCUCGUCUUCACCCUCAACCGUGGCGAGAGAACUGCCAUCAAGUCAGACACGCUUGUGAGCAACGAGCUUCGCCAGGGUCUUAAGGCCGCCUUCAAGAGGCUGCGCGCCGAUCAGGCAGCCGAACCCGACUGGCACCCCUGGACGGACGACAAGGUCCAGGACCUAGUACACCCGUCUCUGUAUCCGUUCGUCUAUGGCAAGACCAGGUUCAUACCCGAAGAGGUCGUCGGGGUCACGGACGCGGUCGACAAGUGGUCGGGGAAGGGCAGUGUUGUCCCAAUGUUCGAAGAGCGGGGGCCGUCUGAACAUGACAGUGACAGUUACGGUCGUGAUUACCUUGCGAGUUACUGGUCUACCAAGUACCAGUGGCUCCCGGCCAACUUGGCCUUCCAGGAGGAUGGCACGGUGCGCUUUACGAGCUACAUUAAUAACCUCCACCCAAACAAGUAUCCCGAAAUCUACAGGCUGGUGGAAAAGCUCGUUGACAAAGCCGUCCCGGCCUGGGACCGCGUCCUCAGCGGAAGGGCUGUCACCGAGCGCGGGGAGCUCCAGAACCGGAUGUGCGAGCUCAAGAUAGCCGUGGAUGAGGAGGAUGAUGAACUGUGGGAGCAGUUCGAUCCCGCCGUGCUUGCGGCCCACGAGGCGACAGCAGGUCCUGUCCGAUACGACGAGUACAACGUUGAGUGGGGAUUGGAGCACUCGGGGAACAGGGAAAAGAACAUGGACGAGACCGAGCGACAGGCAGAGAAGGCGCGGCUUAUCGCGUACUUCAAAUGGAAGGAGAUCAGAGAUCCCAUCCUUCCUCGGACGCGCGACUACGAACCGGUCACCUACCAGGUGCGGCAAACGCUCGGCGGGAGAUUCAAGAACAGCGGCCUGCAGGUCAUUGUGAAGAUGGCCUCGAUCGAGCUCACCCCCGAGAAACCCAACUUUCCGGUCGGGGGCUGGCACAUCGAAGGCCAGAUGAACGAGCACAUUGUCGCCACUGCGCUCUACUACCUCGAUUCAGAAAACGUAACGCCGAGCCACCUGUCAUUCCGCAUGAUUACGGAUGUGGACGAUCUCGAGGAUUUCCAGAUGAGUAUCGGCCAGGACAUGUACCACGUCUACGAACGCAUCUGGGGCACGGAGCUUGGGGUCGGCGGCAGUGACAGCGAGGCUCUCCAAAUCUACGGGAGCGUCGAGACUCGCGAGGGGCGACUACUCGCCUUUCCCAACGUCUUCCAACACCGCGUCUCCCCGUUCAGCCUGCAGGACCGCACCAAGCCCGGCCACCGGCGCUUCAUCGCGCUGUGGCUUGUCGACCCGCACACGCGCAUCACGUCCACGGCCAACGUGCCGCCGCAGCAGUUCGACUGGUGGGCCGAGGCCGUCUUCGGCACCGAGUCCAAGGCGACGGCGGGCGAGAUGCCGCCCGAGCUGUUCCAGCUGCUGCUCGAGAAGGGCGCCGACCGGGUGGUCAAGCCGACCGAGGAACUGGUCAGCAAGGUGUCGUCCUCCAACCGUCUGCCCGUCGAGCUCAUGCAGAUGAUCCGCCGCGAGAACGUCGUGCCGGACGGGCUGAUGACCGCCGACGAGGCCCGCGCGCACAGGCUGGCGCUGAUGGAGGAGCGCAGCGCGUUUUCCAGGAACGCCGAGCACGAAUGGACCACUACUGCGUACUCGUUCUGCGAGCACUAGGACUCAGGAGUAUCUAGGUGGCCA
Messenger RNA from Chaetomium strumarium, 2282 nucleotides. RefSeq lists its product as uncharacterized. The record is from RefSeq and is a predicted model, not a curated record. The transcript has 5 exons. The coding region runs from base 168 to 2258 and encodes 696 amino acids. Lineage: Eukaryota; Fungi; Ascomycota; Sordariomycetes; Sordariales; Chaetomiaceae.